Messenger RNA from Dromiciops gliroides (monito del monte), 2418 nucleotides. It is a transcript of the gene STC1, whose product is annotated as stanniocalcin 1. The coding region runs from base 17 to 760 and encodes 247 amino acids. Lineage: Eukaryota; Metazoa; Chordata; Mammalia; Microbiotheria; Microbiotheriidae. Gene Ontology annotation, cellular component: extracellular region. The transcript is spliced from 4 exons. Gene Ontology annotation, molecular function: hormone activity. The record is from RefSeq and is a predicted model, not a curated record. Gene Ontology annotation, biological process: intracellular calcium ion homeostasis.
GGAAACUUCUCAGAGAAUGCUCCACAACUCCGCCGUGCUGCUGGUGCUGGUGAUCGGCGCGUCCGCAGCCACCGAGUCGGAGCAGAAUGACUCGGUGAACCCCAGGAAGCCCCGGGUGGCGGCUCAGAGCUCAGCCGAGGUGGUCCGAUGCCUCAACAGCGCUCUGCAAGUGGGCUGUGGAGCAUUUGCAUGCCUGGAAAACUCCACCUGUGACACUGAUGGGAUGUAUGACAUCUGCAAAUCCUUCCUGUACAGUGCUGCGAAAUUUGAUACUCAGGGAAAGGCCUUCGUCAAAGAAAGUCUGAAGUGCAUCGCCAAUGGUGUCACCUCCAAGGUCUUCUUGGCCAUUCGGAGAUGUUCCACAUUCCAGAGGAUGAUCUCCGAGGUACAAGAGGAGUGUUAUCACAAGCUGGACAUGUGUGGCAUGGCCAAGAGGAAUCCUGAAGCCAUCACCGAAGUGGUCCAGCUGCCCAGUCAAUAUUCCAACAGGUACUACAACAGGCUUGUUCGCAGCCUACUGGAAUGUGAUGAUGAGACCGUCAGCACCAUUAAAGACAGCCUGAUGGAGAAGAUCGGCCCCAACAUGGCUAGCCUCUUCCAUCUACUGCAGACGGACCACUGCGCCCAGACGCCUCCUCGGGCUGACUUCAACAGGAGGCGAGUCUCGGAGCCCCAGAAGCUCAAAAUCUUCUUCAGGAACCUCCGAGGUGAGGGCUCUGCCGUCUCCCACAUCAAACGCACGUCGGCCGAGAGUGCAUAACAGAGACAGGGGCGGAUGGAGCUCUGUCAAGAUAGUUUCAUUUUAGGGGAGAUAAUGUGCCCAUGUUGAGUUUACUGUGCCUGGUUUAAUUUUUUAAACAUUUUUAUUUCAAAGUAGUUCCUAUUAUCUUUCCUCCUUUUCCUCCCACCCCCAUCCCUUAUAGACAACUGCAUGGAACUAGGCUUCUGUAUCCAGUGUCCUGUCAUUGCAAUAGCAAUGUCCCCAAGAACUGAACAGAUGUGACCCUACUGCAUCUUCCCCAGUGGAAACCCCCCUUGUCCAUGCUCUUCCCCAAAUGGUCCCCCAACCCCAUCCAUCCAUGCUGUUCCCAAACCAUCAGGGUUUGGAAGCCUUGGAGCCCUUUAGAAUAGUUCCCCUCCAUGGAGUUAGCCGCUAGGGAUCCACGGGAGGCUUAGCUGCGCAUCUCAACCGCGCGAGAGAUGUCCAAUGGAGUUCAUGUUAUGAAUCUGUGCUGGCCAUGGACGAAUAUGAAUGCUGCGCUUUGGGUUUGGGGGUCCCUGGCGGCGUGUGAUCUCGAUUCCUCUGAUGUCUCAUUUCCUUUUGUACCUGGGGCCCAUGCACCAAAGUGCUUGAGUCUCAUCCUCCGGCCUGUCACGUUGUGCAUUUUGAUAGAGAAUCAAACUCCUAUCUCCAUGUACUGUAACUGCUCAGAGCUUUAAGUCUCUUUAACAAUUGUCUUAAAAACUAGCGUAUCUUAAGGUCUAACUGUGGAAUGUAAAGAACUGAGGACUCACAUACUGUAAAUAAACGCCAGAGAAGGCUGCUUGCAAUAAGCAGCAAAUAAUAAUAACUUUAUUGCCUAGAGAUUUAGCCUCACGACGUAGCUUCUUUUCUCUUUCUGGGAAUAGUCACUUCUCUCAUGACUAGAAGUACAUAGACAUGCUCUUGUGGCCUUUUUAAAAUCUUUAAAUAUAAUUAAGGGGGUAGACGUAGCUUCCCUCCGCAUCAGAACCCGAGAUGGGCCUCUUAUUAAAUUGGGUCAGGGAAACCAGCAGGCAUUUGUGAUGAUGCCCAGCUGAGGCACUGACCUCUCGGUCACCACCUUGGAUCUAAGGCUGCUUGCUGCUCACCUCCAUCUGGCUAGGGAGCAGCUCCAUAGGAUAUGUGGGAAAGAGAGUUCCCGGAGCAGCGUGUUCUGUGUCUUAGGAAUUGUGACUUCUUGGCAGGCCAGCCCCACCAUAGCAAAAAGAUGGUGAGGGCUCGAGACAAGCAGCUUACCAUUCUCUCUUUUGAAGGGCAAGGGGCUGAGGCAGAGACAAAACAUCCCCCCACCCCACUACAGAGCUGGUGGUUCCAUCAGUUUGCUCAUGAGGCCUCAUUAUCAUGAGUAACUUCUCCAUAUCCAUCCAGAAGUCUCUCAAGGUCACUGCCCUGGAAUUUAGCGGUCCCUCCCAGGCAGUGCUGCCCACUGAAAGUCAGGCCUUUGAAACUUGCUUAGAUAGAAACUUUUGGUGCUUCAUUCUCCCUGAAAUCAAUGCAGGGGGUGACUCCAUCUGACAGAUUCCCAGAGAGAGAGAGAAGGGACAAGGGCAGAGUAGGUCUCUAGCUAAAGAGGAAGCAAUACAACCAACCUUACCACAAAGCCUUUAAACUAAUCACUUGCUGCCAAGGUACCCAAAGCAGCUGUGUGAAUGUUG